This is a messenger RNA of Tarenaya hassleriana, 1582 nucleotides long. RefSeq names its product serine/threonine-protein kinase WAG1. The record is from RefSeq and is a predicted model, not a curated record. Bases 1 to 1482 code for a protein of 493 amino acids. Lineage: Eukaryota; Viridiplantae; Streptophyta; Magnoliopsida; Brassicales; Cleomaceae. Gene Ontology annotation, cellular component: plasma membrane; cytoplasm; nucleus. The transcript has 2 exons. Gene Ontology annotation, biological process: protein phosphorylation. Gene Ontology annotation, molecular function: ATP binding; protein serine/threonine kinase activity.
AUGAAUGUACACGGAAAAAAGAAAAACACCGAUCUCGAUCUGAGCUUCACAUCGACAGCCACCGACCGUACAUUCGCCUCCUCGAGUGCACGUUCGAGCCUCGCUCGCUCGAGCCUCACACUCAGCUUCAACGACAGGCUCUCCACCGCCACAACCACCGUCUCCACCUCUGUUGCCGGUCUCCACCACCGGAAAACCGACCCCCACUGGAUCGCCGUCAGAGCCGCCUCUGUCCUUUCCUCUGAUGGCUGGCUUCACCUCCGUCACCUGAAGCUCGUCCGCCAUCUCGGUACCGGCAACCUCGGACGUGUCUUCCUCUGCCACCUCCGCGACUGUCCGAACAAAACCAGUUUCGCCUUGAAGGUCAUCGACCGCGAUUCCCUCACGGCGAAGAAGCUCGGCCACGUUCAGACAGAGGCUGAGAUCCUCUCCCUGCUCGACCAUCCUUUCCUUCCUACGCUCUACGCCCGAAUCGACGCCUCUCACUACACGUGUCUGCUAAUCGAUUACUGCCCCAACGGCGACCUCCAUUCCUUGCUCCGCAAGCAACCCGGUAACCGAUUACCGAUUCACCCAGUCCGGUUCUUCGCUGCGGAGGUCCUCGUCGCGCUCGAGUACCUUCACGCGCUUGGUAUCGUUUACAGGGAUCUGAAACCGGAGAACGUCUUGCUCCGCGAAGACGGGCACAUCAUGUUGUCGGAUUUCGACCUCUGUUUCAAAUCCGAGGUUGUUCCCACUUUCCGUACGCGCCGGAUCCAGAGAGCGACGUCGUCUCGGAGGAGACAGAGGAGUUGCUGUCUCUGUUCUCGGAGGUACGAAACAGAGGAGAGGGAGGCGUUAGUGUCGGAGUUCGCGGCGGAGCCGGUGACGGCAUUUUCGAGAUCCUGUGUCGGAACCCACGAGUAUCUCGCGCCGGAGCUCGUCUCCGGAAACGGCCAUGGAAGCGGUGUAGAUUGGUGGGCCUUCGGGAUCUUCCUCUACGAGCUGUUGUACGGAACGACGCCGUUUAAAGGCAGGUCCAAAGAGCACACGCUGCGCAACAUAGCAUCGCCGGCGAAAAAUGCGGUUUUCCCGGCGGUUCCUUCGGCGGCGACGGAGGAUGCGGGGAUGGAAGAGGCGAGGGACUUGAUAGAGAAGCUGCUGGCGAAGGACCCGAUGAAGAGGCUAGGGAGCGAGAGGGGUGCGCAGGAUAUUAAAAGUCACCCCUUCUUCGACGGGAUAAAGUGGCCGUUGAUCAGAAACUACAAGGCUCCCGAUGUUCGGGGGCUGGUGAAGAAGACUUCGUUGACUGCGGCGGCGAGGUCACAUGCGGGUCACGUGACCGCCGUGUCGCCGCGGCGGAGGAAGAUCUGGUUGUGGAGGGCUAUGUCGUAUUUACUGCGGAGUAAGAGUUGUAGAGGGAGCGGUAAAAAUUAUAGCAAUAGUAAUAGUUAUUAUUACGGUGUUGUGAGUAAAGGCUACGCGAAUCGUAAGCGCGUGUAAUGUUUGUCUUCGGUCGGAUUUGUGUUUUUUUCUUUCCCUCAUACAAAAUUUAGCGCUAGAGUGAAAAUUAUACGUGAAAAUGAAGACCUGUUUUGUCUCU